This is a messenger RNA of Platichthys flesus (European flounder), 1890 nucleotides long. RefSeq names its product ras-related protein Rap-2a-like. The record is from RefSeq and is a predicted model, not a curated record. Gene Ontology annotation, cellular component: plasma membrane. Gene Ontology annotation, biological process: negative regulation of cell migration; Rap protein signal transduction. The coding region runs from base 408 to 959 and encodes 183 amino acids. Gene Ontology annotation, molecular function: GTPase activity; GTP binding; GDP binding. NCBI's taxonomy places the organism in Eukaryota, Metazoa, Chordata, Actinopteri, Pleuronectiformes, Pleuronectidae. The transcript is spliced from 2 exons.
ACGGACCCGGUGGAUGCAGCAGUUCCAGAGGCGUGGAUUCCCACUGUUGUCUCCUCCAGGACGAAGCCGGCUCUUGCAGCAGAGAAAUGCGGCGCUAGCCCGCUGUCCGGCCGGCACAGAAAAAGAUGCGCCGUCCGGUGGUUUCUAAUAAUAGCCGAUCUUAUUUUUACCACGCCUUAUUGCAUUAUGGAUGCCUGUGGAAUGGCGUCCCUUCGAGGUAGCGUGGGAACGUCUCAGUGAGUCUGUCUCGGGGCUAAAUGCUCCAGCAUCCUCCCGAGCGCCAGAGCCAAUCACCCAGAGGAGGAUCCGCCGCGCCUAGCCCGAGUCCAGGCUCCUGUGCGGCGGGGAUGCGUCUCUUCUAGCCGCCGCUGACGCCUUGGUUCCCCCCCUGCACAUGCCGGAGCGCGAUGCGGGAGUAUAAGGUGGUGGUGCUUGGCAGCGGCGGCGUGGGCAAGUCCGCCCUCACCGUGCAGUUCGUCACCGGGACAUUCAUCGAGAAGUACGACCCCACCAUCGAGGAUUUCUACAGAAAGGAGAUCGAGGUGGACUCCUCCCCGUCCGUGCUGGAGAUCCUGGACACGGCCGGCACCGAGCAGUUCGCCUCCAUGCGGGACCUGUACAUCAGGAACGGCCAGGGCUUCAUCCUGGUCUACAGCCUGGUGAACCAGCAAAGUUUCCAGGACAUCAAGCCCAUGAGAGACCAGAUCAUCCGGGUCAAGAGGUACCAGCAGGUGCCCGUGGUGCUCGUGGGCAACAAGGUGGACCUGGAGGAGGAGCGGGAGGUGUCCCCCAGCGAGGGCCAGGCGCUCGCCGAGGACUGGGGCUGCCCCUUCAUGGAGACGUCGGCCAAGAGCAAGACCAUGGUGGACGAGCUGUUCGCCGAGAUCGUCAGGCAGAUGGACUUCUGCCCCCUGCCGGACCGGAGGGAGGCCUGCUGCCCCGCCUGCAGCGUCCAGUAGCGGCCCCGUUGGCCUGCUGGAGGGGGGGGGCGGGAGCUAGGAAGAGGAUGGACUCAUCGUUAGCUAGAAUGAAGAUGGAAGGGGGGGGGGGGGGGUUCAAAAGCAAAAACACCUGCUCUUGCUUCACUUAGUUUGAUCUAAAAGUUCAGGCCUUUGAGUUGGAAACGUAGGAAAUCAUGUAGCAGAGGUAGACAACCUUCAACUUUCAUUACUGCUCCUCACACAGGGCGGAUUCCCCCACUUGACCUCCCACGUCCACCACCGUCCCCGUCUCAGUCCCCCCCCACCCACUGAUUUUACAAGGUUGAACUUUCCUGGGUUUCCCAAAGGCAGCACGGUGCCAAAACCAUCUCCAAAGCCAAAGUGGCUCAACGCUUCUUGGGGGAACCAGCCAUAGCUCUGAGCAGGGACGGCGGCAACCCCCGUUUUUUUUUUUUUUCUUCUGCUUGUGUCUUUUCUUUUUUGCACUUUGGAGACUUGUUGUGACGGUGCAAGAACAAUCACCGGGUAUCUGAGGGGAUGUCACCACUGUGAGGGAGUCGUGCAGCGGGCCCGCCUGAUGACGAAUGAAUGAACAGAUGAACGAAUGUCUUAACAAAGAAAAGAAAAAGGAAACAGCACCUUUGGGGGAAACUCACCCGGAAGAUCCCAAACGUCGACCUACUUGCGGAGGGUGUGUGCAUGGAGUCGUACCGUCACCACGCUGACAUCCAGUACAAUCAAUCUCACCCAAAGAGAUGGCGACCGGUCGAGCGAGCGAGCGGCCGGUCGCCGGGACGGUUGUCUUUACACUUUACAGACGAUACAAAUGCCUUGUUUCAUUGUGUGGAGUGAAUCGGUGUCAGUGUGUAGUUCAUUUUAUCUUUCAUCACGUCAGAAAUGUCCGUGGGUCAAUGUCAGAAACACUUAUUUUCAACAAAAAUAAACCUUU